AGUUUUACUAUGUCUAUGUUUAUAAUUAUCUUCUUUUAUAGUCUUUAAUUAUUUUUUCCUUUUGAUAAGGUUCUAAUUAUCUGUUGAUAUGUACUUUUUUAUCUAUAUUUUUCACAUAUCAGACACUAUUUAAUUAGCAUAGUACAUCUAAAAUUCGAUCUAAAAUCCUAUCUUAGACAAGGAAAGAAUCUAUAAUACAUAAGAAGAAGAAGUAAAUAGUGUAUAAAUUGUUUAACUUGCGCUUUACGUCUAAUUUCAUAUAUAGAAGAUCAAGUUAUAAGUUAAUUUAUGUCAGAAUAUGGAGUUAAAUUUGCGUCCUAUAUCUACAAUAAGAAAACAAACGCUCAAUUUUGAAAAUUGCCCAACGAAAACUUCAGAUGAACAGAUCGAUGUUGAAAAAUUAGUUUUACGAAAAUACGAGGACUUACAUACAAGAUUAAAGGUUAAUAAAAAUUUACCCGAACUUCUUAAAGAAAAACACAGGAAUUUUUUAUAUGAUAGUAUAACUUAUCUUUCGUCGUCUUACGAGGUUUUAGAUGCUAGUAGACCGUGGUUGUGCUAUUGGAUUUUACAUCCUUUAUCUCUAAUAGGAAUACAAUUGGAUAAUAGAAGAAAAAGGGCAGUUGCAAGGUUUUUAGCAAAAUGUCAAAGUCCGAAAGGAGGAUUUGGUGGUGGACCUGGUCAAAUACCCCAUUUAGCAACAACAUAUGCAGCAGUUAACGCGUUAGUCAUUUUAGGAACUGAAGAAGCUUUAAAUGUGAUUGAUCGUAAAAAAUUACAAGACUUUUUAUGGAGUGUGAGGCAACCAGAUGGAUCUUUUGAAAUGCACGAGAAUGGAGAAAUUGAUAUCCGUGGAGCUUAUUGUGCCCUUUCAAUCGCCAGUCUCACAGGUAUAAUGACACCAGAAUUAUUCAGGAAUACCGCGGAAUGGAUAGUUAGUUGUCAAACUUAUGAAGGUGGUUUCUCUGGAUGUCCCGGUAUGGAAGCUCAUGGAGGGUAUGCGUUUUGUGGAUUAGCUGCAUUAGUUAUAUUGAAUAAAGGCCAUUUAGUUGAUGAAAAAGCUUUAUUGAGGUGGCUGGUACAAAAACAAAUGAAACUAGAAGGUGGAUUUCAAGGUAGAACAAAUAAAUUAGUCGAUGGUUGUUAUUCCUUUUGGCAAGGAGGAGCUUUCCCUUUAAUUUACUCUCUUCUUCACGCUGCUGGAAAUACACCAAAAAAACACUUGUUUGAUAAUGGUUCUUUGCAAGAAUACCUCCUUGUGUGUUGUCAGAAUCCGAAUGGAGGACUUUUAGAUAAACCCGGAAGGAAUAGGGAUCUAUAUCAUACUUGUUAUACCAUAAGUGGCCUUUCACUAUCCCAACGUUUCGUAGAUACUACCAGUAUAUUAGGAUCCAAACAUAACGAAGUGAUGUCAACCCAUCCCCUGUAUAAUAUCAGACCCGAUUUUGUUAGAAAAGCUCUGGUUUAUUAUAACGGUCUAGGUUUACCAACGGAAGAUCAAUCGGCAACCUGACACAAUGUAAAUUCCAGAAUAUUUUUAAUUUUUAAAUUUUUAUUGAGGUUAUGUUUUCAAAAAUUGUUUUAGAUUUUUUUAAUAAUAAUUGGUAGGUAAUAAUGAGAAUUUUAUUAUUUUAUCCACAAUUAUGUCAUUAAAUAGUUACUGUUAUUAUAUUUAUUAUAUUUCGGUAGUUAUUUCACUAUAUUUUAUAAAAUGACUGCAUGGAAA
Messenger RNA from Diorhabda sublineata, 1726 nucleotides. It is a transcript of the gene Fntb, whose product is annotated as protein farnesyltransferase subunit beta. The transcript has 9 exons. Lineage: Eukaryota; Metazoa; Arthropoda; Insecta; Coleoptera; Chrysomelidae. Gene Ontology annotation, molecular function: protein farnesyltransferase activity. Gene Ontology annotation, cellular component: protein farnesyltransferase complex. Bases 299 to 1513 code for a protein of 404 amino acids. Gene Ontology annotation, biological process: protein farnesylation. The record is from RefSeq and is a predicted model, not a curated record.